Ramularia collo-cygni is the source of this 2553-nucleotide messenger RNA. RefSeq lists its product as uncharacterized. Lineage: Eukaryota; Fungi; Ascomycota; Dothideomycetes; Mycosphaerellales; Mycosphaerellaceae. Bases 1 to 2553 code for a protein of 850 amino acids. Gene Ontology annotation, biological process: positive regulation of G2/M transition of mitotic cell cycle; establishment of cell polarity. The record is from RefSeq and is a predicted model, not a curated record. The transcript has a single exon. Gene Ontology annotation, cellular component: cytoplasm; cell septum.
AUGGCUGCUCCGCCGCCUGCCCGCUCGUCGAGGCAGGAGGAGCUGGAGCGCCGCUAUGCCCAGCAUCUGUCGACUCGCAAGCACCAUGCGCCGCAGCUAUCCAUCAACGAUGAGGACCACCACGUGACGGAGGUUUUUGGCAGCUGGUAUGAGCAAAACGACUCAACAAUGAGUGCCGGAGGGAAGGGCAAGAACCGUCCGCUGAGCUACGUGCCGGGCGCCAGCGAGGCGGUCAUGGCGAGUCGACAGCAGCGCCGGCAUGCUACACUGAUGGAUGCCAACGCUGCACAUGCUGCUUCCGCCGCUGCUGCCGCUCCGACCAGUCCGCAGCUGCGCACUCCGGUGUCCCCUGCACGCAGCAACGAACGAUUACCCUCGCCAGUGGAGACCACCCCUACCAAGGCCCUACAACGAAUGGGUUCGCGUGGCGCUGAGAAUGUGCAAGGGUUGCCAACAACACCACCGCCGCUCAGCCGCCAGUCAUCGACAGAUACCGCCAACCAGCAGUUCCCGCUGAACGACAUUGACUAUGAAUCGAGUCCAGCCGCGGUAGCGCAGGAGCUCAGCAACCUUCAGGCCAUCCGGCGCAUGUCAAUGAAUGUGGACACUGCCGACCCAGAUCUACCUUCGUUCAGCAGCUCCUUUGGUGGCAUAUCUUCCGUUGCACCAAGCAAAUCCGACGACGAAGACGAUCCUUCUCAAUUAUUCUGGGUGCCCGCACGUCUGCAUCCGGAGCUGGCUCCGAAAGAGUUCAAGACGUUCAUUGAAGACAGAGUGGAUAAGAUCCGACGGCGUUCCGGGUCUGGAGGCGAUGACAGCCUGUCUCCUGACACCCUGGAGCGUUCUGGAUCCGGGAGCAGUAGUCUGCGGCGAAAGAAGAGCAUGCUGUCUCAUCAAAUCGAUACCAGGGGCAACUACGAGGAUGGCGCAGAGCGCUUGGAGAGGAAAAGGUCGAGUGGUAUGCGGGUUGAAGGACAAGCCACCGUCUCAAAUCUAGAAGACUUGGAGGAGUUGGUUGACGAUCCAGCGCAGCUUAUGCGCCGUAUGAGCAUAGAUCAGGCACGACGGUCUCUCGAGUCUGGGUCUUCGAAUGAGGACCUACCAAUCUUGCCUCCCGUCGGCACAUUGAAGCGAUCUACACGGACUACAUAUCGGAGAGGCAGUUUGAAGAAAGGAGAGCGAGUGCCAUUCUCGAAACGUGCUCAGCAUCGGAAGCCCGAGCCCGAUACACAUGAGCCGCCAAUGCCAGCAUCCCCUAUCGCGAAGUACGACGAGCCCUCGAUGGGUGGUCUGACCCGUGUGCAGACGGAGCCCACUCCACCACCGAGCGAAACACGCGAGAAUUUCUCGAGGCCAGGUCUGAAGCGGAGGGACAAGUCUUCUCAGUCUAGCGAGGAUCUCAAGGGAGACGCCAGACGCGAUGCCGAGCCUGCUCGUGAUGAGCAGCAGCAUCCUUCCGAACAUAAUCACAAGCAGUUUCAGUCCCGGAUCGCCUCACCAGGCCGUACGACUGCACAAUUGCCUGGCUAUAACAAUACAAAUCCUUUGCCAAACAUCAUUGAAACCCUCCCCGAUGGCACAAAGGUGCCAGUACAGAAUCUUGGAGGUAGCUUGCCUGAACGCAAAUCUUCACACGAGGUUCCUCGACAGUUUCAGCGGGGUGGUGCACAUACGCGUCCCGCACCUGGACGUUCCGGCUCGCCAUCAUCUACUUUGGAUGAUCUAUCCUCGAGUCCUUCCCCUCUCCCUGGAAGUGGAAAUUCAAGAACAGACUCACUGACGCUUGUUCCUACGUUCGAGGAAAAGAAGGCGGAGAAGAAGGAGGGCGGGCGCAAAAGUAGUUGGAAAUGGAUACUUGGCAACGACGACAGCGAUAAGAAAUCGAAAGACGAACCGGAGCCCUCAUCUUCCAAGUCAAAAGGCGGCAAGGCCGCCAAAGCCACUGCGGACAAGACCAGGCUGGAUUUGCUUCAAACUUCUAUCGAUGGCAGUGCGCCUUCACGAGGCCGGGAGAGCAUUGUACUCAACCGCGAGGAUGUCAAGCUCGAAGAGGAGCGCCAUAAGACCAGCAAGAAGGGGAGCGAGUCCUCCAAGAAGGAGAAAGAUUCAAGUCUUCUCUCAGCUAUCUUUGGUGGCAAGAAGAAGUCGUCUGAUGGCGAGUCAAAGGAGAAAAGGCGAAAAGCGGAUCGAAACUUGUCACCGGAACCCGCCCCGAGAAUAUUAAAGCCUGAUAUUGACUACAACUGGACUCGUUUCAGCAUAUUGGAGGAGCGGGCAAUCUAUCGCAUGGCUCACAUCAAACUUGCAAACCCGCGACGAGCAUUGUACAGUCAAGUGCUACUGUCCAACUUCAUGUACUCUUAUCUUGCUAAAGUGCAAAUGAUGCAUCCGCAAAUCCAAAUACCUGCAGCUCAGCGAGCUGCCCAGCAAAGAGGGCAGAAGACUGAGGAGUCGCAGCAACAACAACAGCAGCAGCCGCAGCAGCAACAGCAACAGCAUCCACCAGAGUACAAUCAGUACCAGCGGUGGCAAGAGGUMAGCAUAGCCGUGUAG